This is a messenger RNA of Fragaria vesca subsp. vesca, 3079 nucleotides long. Its product is annotated as probable disease resistance protein At5g66900-like. NCBI's taxonomy places the organism in Eukaryota, Viridiplantae, Streptophyta, Magnoliopsida, Rosales, Rosaceae. Bases 258 to 2978 code for a protein of 906 amino acids. The record is from RefSeq and is a predicted model, not a curated record. Gene Ontology annotation, biological process: defense response to fungus. The transcript has 5 exons. Gene Ontology annotation, molecular function: ADP binding.
AUCAUACAAUCAACAAAGAUUAAUUUCCAUGUGUAUGGAAGCCAAGUGCUACGGCCAUGAGGGUUAUGUUCCCAUUCCGAACCUAUUCUUCUUAAUCUCGCCAUGACGCCUAUAUAUUACAAACAAAUCAAGCAAGGGACGAACCCUUUUAUUGCUUUCCUCUCUAGUCUUCUUUCUUGUUUCUCUCUUUCUUUUGGCCAAUUUGUUCUUCCCCCUUUGAACCAUAUAGAUCGGAAGAGCUAGCUCGCGCUGUGAUCAUGGCGGUUGUCGGGGAUUUUCUUGUAGGGAAAGCGCUCGAGUUACUGUAUGGUGGUGUUGAAACGUUGAUUGCCAAUAAUCUACUCUUUGAAUCACUCUCCACCGACAUCAAGGCCAAGCUAGACGCUUUGAGACCGAUGAUCCAGAAGAUGGUACAACGUAAUCACCAACCGGAUUGUCCUGAGGAUCCAGUUUUAAGAGAUUUACGAGUAUUAAUGGAGGAAGGAGCAGUGGUCGUCUGUAAGUGCUUCUCUAAGAUUCGUAUUUGGAACUUCUAUAAGAAGUACAAGUACACCAACAAACUUCUCAAGUUGAAUGAAGCUCUUGAGAAGCAGUUAAGUUUACUGAAUGUGCGUGUAGCAGUUGUCACAGACGAGAACAAUGGUAUACUACAUGAGCUCUUAGAUAUUGCGAAUCAAAACAAAUCUGCAGCAAUUGAAGCAGGUUGUGCACUACCUGAACUACCGUCACUUAUAGUUGGAUUGGAUAUUCCACUGAAGGAAUUGAAGAUGGAGUUUUUUAAGGAUGAAGUAUCACUGCUUGUAUUGACUGCUCCAGGAGGAUGUGGGAAAACUACUCUGGCAACAAAGUUCUGUCAAGAUCAAGACGUCAAAGAUAAGUUCAAGGACAACAUCUUCUUCGUCACUGUUUCUAAAAAGCCUAAGUUGGAGCUUAUCAUGACAGAGCUAUACAAACAAAAGGAUUAUAAGGUACCUACUUUCCAGAAUGGAGUAUUUCCAGUGAAGUGGCUACAACAAAUUGUGAAGGAUGAAGGUGAUAAUCCUUUGUUAUUGGUCUUGGAUGAUGUUUGGUCUGGAUCAGAAUCUAUUCUUCAGAAAUUUGAAUUUAAGAUGUCAAAUUACAAGAUUUUAGUGACAUCAAGGUCUGAGUUUCCGAGAUUUGGCCCUUCAUAUCACCUGCAACUAUUAGAUGAUGAUAAUGCAAUGCAACUUUUUCAUCACACAGCAUUCUUAGGAGACAAGAGCUCUCAUAUCCCAAACGAUCUUGCAAAAAAGAUAGUAAAACACUGUAAUGGAUUUCCACUGGCUAUUACAGUGGUAGGAAGAUCACUUUGCAGUCAACCUAUACAAACGUGGCGAAGUAGGGUAAAUGAAUGGUCAAAAGGUGCUUCAGUACUCGACUGUGAGAUGGAAUUGUUUCAAUGCCUCCAAAGCAGCUUCGAUGCCUUGGAUAAUGCAACGCCUAAGGUCAAGGAUUGUUUGUUAGACCUAGGUGCGUUUCCCGAAGAUUCUGAAAUUCAAGUUACAGCUCUCAUUGAUAUGUGGGCGGAGUUGUAUGAUCUAGAUGAAGAGAUGUCAUGCAUUGCCAAACUCUAUGAACUCAACAAUCGCAGUCUAGCUCUUCUACAAGGGGAUAUGCGGUUGGAAGUUGUACAGGAGGCAAUAGAAUACAAUAGAUACGUUGUUAGGCAGCAUGAUUUGCUCAGAGAACUGGCUAUCUACAACUCAAAACGUGAUCCGAUGGAGCAUAGAGAAAGACUGAUCAUAGAGAUAUGUGGAAACAAUGUUCCCAAAUGGUGGAGAGAACAAAAAUAUCCAUACAUAAAUGCUCGCCUUGUAUCUAUCUCAACUGAUGGAGAGUUCUCAGUGAAACUGCCCGACAUGGAAUUACCAAAGGCAGAGGUUCUAGUCUUGAAUUCUCAAUCAGAAAGGUCCUAUGCCUUACCGGAAUUUGUGGAGAGAAUGCAUAAACUAAGGAUGCUGCUUGUCAUAAAUUAUACCAGAAGGGCAAAAUUGGAUAAUUUUCAACUACUGGGCUCCUUAUCAAAUCUCAGGACUCUCAGAUUAGACGGCAUCGAUCUUUCUUGCUUAACCAAGAGCCCAGUACAGUUGAAGAAUCUACACAAGUUGUAUUUGAGAGCAUGUGGAUAUAAUAGCAGAGAUCUGAAAUUAUCACAUAUUAUAUUUCCAAAUCUGAAGGAAAUUGUUUUCGAAAGCUGCCUUCUCCUGGAAUUCACAGGAGUUCUCUGCGAGCUGAUUCAUUUAACAAAGCUCAAAAUCACUAGUAGAUUCCGGUUAUCAAACUUGUCUGAAGCCAUUGCAAAUCUGGUCAAUUUAGAAGCGUUGACGCUAGACGUCGGCUUAGUUGCAGGGAUUCCUGAAUCGAUUGGGAAUCUCAGGAAAUUAAAACUUCUUAAGAUUAAUAACGAUCGGGAUUUAGAGAAGUUGCCGGAACAGAUGGGUAUGCUUAAGUGUCUGAGACAUCUCAUCAUCGAGGGUUGUAGUAGGCUAUCUGCGUUGCCUGAAUCAAUUGGAAAUUUGGUGAAUCUAGAAGUAUUGAGUCUAAGGUAUUGUACCCACUUGUCAGAGCUGCCGGAGUCGAUCAGAAAUCUCCAAAAGUUAAACUUUCUUGACAUGUAUAGAUGCAUAGAGAUCGAGGAGUUGCCUGAACAUUUUGGUGAAUUGAAGAGUUUAAUGAAGCUGCAAAUGGUUGGUUGUUAUGCAUUGAGAAAACUGCCUGAAUCAGUUUCAGAUCUUGAGCAGUUAGAGCAAGUGAUAUGUGUAGAUUGGGAUGCAACACAUCUAUGGACACCCUUGUUGCCCACUCUCAAAAACCUUCGCAUCGUCGUGCGGGAGGGCAGCAAAUCCUUUGUCCCUUGUUGCCCAACUUCCCCUCCAGUUGAUAUGGUUGAAAAAUUUCUAAUUGCGUUUGAGAGACUCUUCAGAAAACCCCGGGUGCGCGGCGCACCCGGAUGCUAAAGAGCACGUGCAAACAACGCGAUGUUAAGUCGGCCGGUCCUUGUUUUAGUCUUUUCUCUUCUUUUCUUCUUCUUCUCUCUCUCUCUCUCUCUCUCUCUCUC